CGCAUUUUCCGGAGCCGAGAGGGCCGGGGAGCCGGCAGGAAAUGGAAGGAUGAAGGGUGCAGCCGGAGCGGUGGUGCUCGUUCUCUCCUUGCUUUCCCCUGCAGGAAUGUAAUCCGCAAUGCUAGUUCUCAGGUUGCUCAAUGUUGUUGCUCCAGCCUACUUCUUGUGCAUCUCUCUAGUGACCUUCGUCCUCCAGAUCUUUCUCUUCAUCCCCAGCAUGUUCAGAGACCCUUCUGCCACCUCACUUCUCUCUCCUGCUCUGCUGCAUGGGGCCCUCUUCCUCUUCCUCUCAGCUAAUGCCCUGGGCAACUACGUACUUGUGAUCCAGAGCUCCCCUGAGGACUUGGGCAAGGGCUUAAACUUGGGCGAAGGAACCGAAGUGGUGGCGGACUGGCUGGAUGGAAGCAGGUCCCCCGGCUCAGCCUUGCCCAGCACUCACUUCUGUAGACUGUGUGCCAGAGUCACCCAGAGGCAUGACCACCACUGUUUCUUCACAGGGAACUGCAUCGGGAGCAGAAACAUGCGAAACUUCAUCAUGUUCUGCCUCUACACCUCCCUGGCUUGCCUCGACUCCCUGGUGGCAGGCAUGGCUUACAUUUCUGUUGCACUCUCCAUGUCCUUUGCAAAUCCACUGGCCUUCCUCACCCUUCUGCCUCACUCCAUCAGCCAGUUCUUCUCAGGGGCUCUCCUCAGCUCCGAGAUGUUUGUCAUCCUCAUGCUCUACCUCUGGCUUGGGAUCGGCCUGGCCUGCGCUGGCUUCUGCUGCCACCAGAUGCUGCUGAUCUUACGUGGGCAGACACGGUACCAGGUGCGGAAGGGGAUAGUGGUAAGAGCCCGGCCCUGGAGGGAGAACCUGCGAGAAGUCUUUGGGAAGAGGUGGCUACUAGGACUUCUCAUCCCUGUGCUGAAUGUUGGAAGUGACAACCAUAGGCAGAAAGAGAAGUAAAGCCCCAGAGCGUGUGCGUGUGUUUGUGUGUGUGUGCAGCACAUACACACAACACGUUCCCUGUUCUCUCCCACUCUCUCCGGAUCACUAAGGAGUUGGACUAGUCCAUCUCUCUGGACUGCUGCCUCUGUGGGAGGAAAGGACUAGCUAACUAACAGAAUAAAUUUAGCAUAUUAACAAGGACAUCACACACCACAUAGAUGAAGAGAUACUGCAGCUUAGUAGUCACAUCACAGCACUUGUGUACAUGGCAACCGCCUUUGAACUAGCAGAAAAUUAGUCAGGCCCUGCUGUGG
This is a messenger RNA of Tinamus guttatus (white-throated tinamou), 1242 nucleotides long. It is a transcript of the gene ZDHHC22, whose product is annotated as zDHHC palmitoyltransferase 22. Gene Ontology annotation, molecular function: palmitoyltransferase activity. The record is from RefSeq and is a predicted model, not a curated record. Lineage: Eukaryota; Metazoa; Chordata; Aves; Tinamiformes; Tinamidae.